Messenger RNA from Closterium sp. NIES-67, 1590 nucleotides. The record is from the annotation of a GenBank genome assembly. Lineage: Eukaryota; Viridiplantae; Streptophyta; Zygnematophyceae; Desmidiales; Closteriaceae.
CCGAAUGUUGUGCAGGCUGGGAGUAUGGUUGAGCAGAUUGAGGAAGAUGAGAUUGCUCACUGCUACUGGGCACCAAUCCCCGAGCCCAAGACUCAAGAGGAGGCCUUGAAUGGACCAAAUGGGGAGAAGUGGAAGGCGAGUGAGGAUGAGGAGUUCAGGUCCCUGAUUGAGAACGAGACAUGGGACACGUGUGACUUGCCUCCUGGGAAGAAGGCAAUCACUUCCAAGAUGAUCUACAGGCACAAGUAUGGACCUGAAGGGGAGCUGACCCGCUACAAGUCUAGGCUUGAGAAGGAUGAAAUCCUCAUGCUCUUGGUGUACGUGGAUGAUAUCCUUCUCUUUUCUGCAUCAACUGCUUUGCUGGACAGUGCAGAGCAGAUGCUGGAGAUGCAGUUCAAGUGUUCCAAGAUGGGUGAGGUGAAGUACUACCUGGGGAUGCAUGUGGAGAGAGAUGUGGAAAAGGGUGUGCUGAGGUUGCACCAGAGGAAGUACUUGGGAUUGGAGUACAGUGGAGUGAGGCAGCGGUUGCAGAGAGGUGUUGCAGAUGUGAAGAGUGGUGAGAUGCUCUUGAGUUGCUAUACUGACGCUAGCUUCAACUCAGUGAAAGCGGAUGGCACCAGCAUUGGGGGUUAUGUGUGCUUGCUAGGAGGUGCUGCUGUGAGCUGGCGCAACAAGAAGCAGAAUGAGGUGGGAUUGUCCUCAUUGGAGACACUCGCACGAUUCGAGAAGGACGUGAAGCGAACCGACACCGGAUUCCUGGCAAUAGCAACAGAGGUGGAGAACGACAGGGAGAGAACCUCGGAACCUCCAGGAAAGAUCAAGGAAUUAUUGAAGGAGUUCCAAGAUAUUCUUCCAGACGAUCUUCCGAAUGAGCUACCGCCAUACCGAACGCAUCAACACGAGAUCGUGGAGGAACCGGGUUCGAAGCCGACCUUCCGAGCACCAUAUCGGCUCAGCCCUACGGAGCUGACCGACAUGAAAAAACAAAUCGAGUAUCUCCUAGCCAAAGGACUCAUCCGACCAUCCACUUCGCCGUACAGUGCCCCAGUACUCUUCACACCGAAACCGGACGGAAGCCUGCGCAUGUGCAUCGACUACCGAGCUCUUAACAAGCAGACCAUCAAGAAUAAAUAUCCGAUACCACGAAUCGAUGACCUGCUUGACCAGCUUCGGGGAGCUACGGUAUUUUCCAAACUGGAUUUGCGGUCCGGAUACUGGCAGAUACGCAUGGCGGACAACUCUAUCCACAAAACUGCUUUCCGAACUCGGUAUGGAUCGUACGAGUAUUUGGUAAUGCCGUUCGGACUCACCAACGCACCGGCAACAUUCCAAGCCAAGAUGAACCACAUUCUACGACCACUUUUGGACGAGUGCGUGGUGGUGUACCUGGACGACAUCCUCAUCUACCCGUGCGACAUGAAGCAGCACGUCAAACACCUGCGACGCGUCUUCGAAAUUAUUCGACGAGAACGAUUCUACGUUAAACUGUCCAAGAGCGAUUUUGCCCUUGAGAAGGUCCAGUUCCUAGGACACAUGGUGAGCGCUCAAGGAGUUCACGUCGACCCCUAGAAAAUCGAAGCCGUACGCACG